AUUCUCAUGCCAAUCCUUUUCGGUCCAUGUCUUAAGGACAAUCUCUCGCCAGAAGUCCCCUGACCCGACUUUCACCCAUAUCCCUCGUUGAACGCGUAGGCCUACGUUCAGACCGCCAACAUCGUCAUAACCUGUCCGAUUCAUCAACAGCAUCAUCAUUUGGAAGAUCAUCAUCAUGAAGUUCCGCAGUUUUCUUCGCCUGUACGCCAUAUACAACGGCUUUCUACGUUUCGAUGCCGUCGUUGAACAUGGCAGAUUCUCCAAAGCACUGUUUUUUCGAGAAAGUAUCGUCUUCACAAUAGAACAGAAGGUUUUUUUCAACAGAAAAUCGCAUUUUAACUUGGAAGAUGCUAAAUGCAAUCACCUACAGUACCCGCCUCGUUUUGAAAAUAGAUUCUUGGGAUCUCCUCCAGAUGAAACAUGGCGGCCAAUUCAGAAGUGGCGGGCCUGUUCGAUGAGUUUGUUUCGAGCCAUUUCGGCAUCGCAAACUCAUGCGAGAGAGUGAAAGAGAUACUGUGCUCUUUUGAAACGUUGACAACCACAUCAUACACAGUUUGGAAAAGCGAAAAAAGCUUUGGUGAAGAGAUGGGUACAGGCUUUCCAGAAUGGUCGAUUCUUGGUUCAGGUUCGAACAAACAAUGGUCUGGAGCGACAAAAUAAACUGUUCAAACACACAUAUCUGAAGCACUAUAGUGAGAAGUCGCUGUCAAAGAUGUUGACCACAUUGAUCAAGGAGUUUCUACCGGAGAGACUUUAGCACUACAUUGAUAUAUACAGUGUGUCCUCAUCAGAGUACAGGGGGUACAAGGAAGACGUGCUGCCACGUUUCCUUCAUGAGCGACCCAAGCAGUUUAUUGAGCACUGCAAGAAACGCUAUACCAAUUCAUCAGGUGUUGAACUCUCUGGUGACCAGCCCAGUGAACCAGGAAAAUUCAGAGUGAUAAGUGAGGAUGGUAGAAACUGCUAUGAAGUUAACCAUGGGAUGGACUCUGAGUCUCCAUCAUGCACCUGUCCUGACUUUGCCUUGACUUUCUGGCCCUGCAAGCAUUUUUUUGCUAUUUGGAAUGCUGAUAAAGGUUACGCAUGGAAUUCCUUACCAGCCUGGUACAUGAAUUCGCCAUUCCUAAGUAUUGACAAUCAUGUCAUAUUUAGGUCGAAACAAGAGGUUGCGGCUGUAUCCGAAUCAGUAUCACCGAUACCGUCUGUUUCUCCUCAACCAUCUGAUUCUUCUUCCGUGACAAACGAAAACAGUGAUUGUGAAGUUGAAGUGUUGCCUCAAAUUCCAUUAAAGACUUACCCGAAGAGGACGACUGUCUCAAAAUGUGUGGAGUACCUUUCAACACUGAAGAAUAUGGUGUAUGACGUUACUGAUGAGGAGGACUUGAACAAUUUCCAGGCAGUGCUCCAAGAACAACUCGAUCGCCUGAAGGCUGGUUGUGAUAUUGAUUCUGGCUUGACUGUGCUAAAUUCUUCAAAACAGACCACCAAAAAAAAACCCAUCCAAAAGCUGGCAACCACCAAACUACUAAACAUCCCAUCAGCUUUGAAAAGAAAAAACAAUUUUUCAGGGCGCGUAGGUAAAAGGGCAAAUCUGAUGAAGACGAACUUUCAAGUCAAUGUGCCCGUGGACUUAAAAAUACAUCGAAAAAGAAAAACGGACAAUGCAUCGUCAAAACGCGUGUGUGAUUGCGCAGGAAGUCACGAGAUGCCGCUCACACCAGCUAUGCCCUCCAUGCCAUCUGUGUCAUUAGAGACACCCGUAUCCUCCAAGCCAUCCGUGUCGCCCAACGAAUUCGUCUCGUCUGAGCCAUCCAUGUUCUCCAAGUUAUCUGUCCCCUUCAAAUCCAAGCCAUCCGAACCCUCAAAGCAAUCUGAGUCACAAGUGUUUGCCAAGCCAACUGUGUUCUCCAAGCCAAACAUGUCCGCAAAGCCAUCAGUGCCAGCCGUGCACUCUUUGAACAAAACUGUUGUGAAAAUUGCUCCUCACAGUAUCACUUCACUUCAGCUACACUCGCUUUGUUCUGAACUCCCAAAAGGGAAACUUCUGGCACUGAAAGCAAUGGACCCAGUCUUCAGGGAAGGUUGGCUAUAUGACGAAAUACUCAAUGCCUAUUUCAAUUGCUUGUGUCGUGAAAACCAGAACUUACUAUAUAUCUCCUCUUGCUCAAUGCUCAUCAUUGAAAAAGGUUCCAGUAUUGGUUCAUUGUUCACGGAAGAGAAAGAAAACUUGGCGGGAGAAACUCUCAUCAUUGCGCCGUGGAAUUCUAGUGGUGGUCACUGGGUGAUGGUGUGUCUUGGCAUUGUGAAUAGGGUGGUCAUUUAUAUGGAUCCAUCCCAAAAAAUUGUUGAUGGAACAACAGGUGUUAAUAGUGUGAAAGCCAUCAUUGCCCUAAGAAUGAUGGCCAGGGUGGCCAAAGAGAAGUUUGGCAUACAGAGUGUGGCACUGUCAUGUCCUCCGCACUCCACGCAGAGUGACGGUUCUAGUUGUGGUGUGUAUGUGUGCUGGUUUGCCCACCAAUUAGGCUUGCAAUGGUCUGUUACACAGCAUCUAGACCAGCGUCAGUUCAGAGGACUAAUUCUUGAGAAGAUCAGGAAAUAUAAUGUAUUGUAAAGUUAUUGCGCAGUUCCAAUAUUGGUUUUCGUUGUUCAUGACACCUUGGAUUCAUUGCAUUUUUAUCAGUGAUUGUUGUAAUCAGUUCUUCCAGGAUAAUACUAGAGAGUUCUUUCGAUUCUGUACUCUGUCAACGAAUAUUAGUAACUAGUAUUGUAUAAAACUAUGUUGUCCUUAUGAAUAUAUGUAUUGAAUUUUGCAUUCUCGAAGGUGUAAGAACUGCAUUACAUGUAAUCAAUAUUGUGCCUCAGUUGUGUCUUUCUCAUUGGGCACUGUUCUUGCCUGGAGCUUGAAAUAAUGAAAUGGCCAGGGCCAUUGUGCUCACCUCAUGUGGAGGAAAGAUGGAUAAA
Lineus longissimus is the source of this 2961-nucleotide messenger RNA. RefSeq lists its product as uncharacterized. Gene Ontology annotation, molecular function: zinc ion binding; cysteine-type peptidase activity. The transcript is spliced from 3 exons. The record is from RefSeq and is a predicted model, not a curated record. Lineage: Eukaryota; Metazoa; Nemertea; Pilidiophora; Heteronemertea; Lineidae. Gene Ontology annotation, biological process: proteolysis. The coding region runs from base 983 to 2611 and encodes 542 amino acids.